Molecule: messenger RNA, 2942 nt
Organism: Corvus hawaiiensis (hawaiian crow)
Lineage: Eukaryota; Metazoa; Chordata; Aves; Passeriformes; Corvidae
Product: formin-like protein 17
Exons: 17
Coding region: 219-2459 (746 amino acids)
Source: RefSeq, a predicted model, not a curated record
CAUAAGGAAGAAAAGCAUCAUUAUUGUUUCUUUCAGUUCUCAGCAUAAAAGGAAGUAGCACUUAAUAAAAGCCAUUGGCUGCAAGAUUUCAUAAGAGACAGAGAGGCAGAGAGAGAGCGAGCAGCAUGCUGUGGAGAAAGAAGCAGGUGUGAUUCAUGAAUAAACUGCACUUUGCAGCCCUGUAGGAUACUGAUGAAACAAACAGAAUUUCCCCAGACAUGGAUAAUACAAGAACACCAGACACUUUUUCACAGUUAAGCCAGGAAAAAAUCCUCAAAAUUAUGAAUAUGGUGAAAAAUAAAGAAGUGAGCAUUGAAGGAGCUCUGCAUUUGGCACAGAAGGAGGUGUAUGCUGAAAAGGAUCCACAGGAUUUGCUAACUGGGUCACAAUUUAACUUCAUUAUCUACAAAUACAAACACUACCGCUGGCAGAAACGAAUUUUGCAGCUGGAUUUCAACACCAGGAUCGUUUUUAACAUUGAGAAAGGAAUUAUUAAGAAGCAGUUCCCUUUCUCCCAAGUCAAAGGCUGUGAGGACGCUGAGAGGAGGCGCUUCAGCAUCGUGUUCCACGGGAGGCAGGAUUACGAGCUGGAGGCUGUGUCCCUUGAUGACAAGAGGAAGAUAAUCUACCUGCUGAGCAGAGUCAUACAGAGCAAUUCUUACAAGAGACCAGCGGAGUCCUGCUCUGGGGGACCUGCAGAAUGUGAUGUGAUCCACGAAGGGCUGCUGGAUUUGCAGCAGAGCACUUCAACCUCCACUAAAUGGGUGAAGUGCUUGGCACAGCUGCGGGAAGGAGAAUUGGCUUUGUACUGCCUUGGGCUGGGGCACAGGGGCCAGCCUGCAGCCCCUGCCACAGCCACAGUUCCUCUCUUGGCUGGGAACGUGGGUGUCAGUGGGGACAGUGGCUGCAGCACCUUCUCCCUGCACACCAGAGAUCACCAUUAUCUGUUCCGGAUACCCUUCACUGUCCUGACCACCCGGCCAGAGGCUGCUGGCAGGCUGCAGAGUGAGUGGGUGUCUCUCCUGGAAAGGCACUGCCAGCCGGGCAGCAGUGCCUCCCUGCCCCAGGAGGGCUCUCAAGGAUGCAGCUCCCCUGAAGCUGAUUAUGAGGAAUUUAUUGUGCCUCUGAAUGAGCAGAAAGAGGACACCCCUCAUUUGGGUGGGAGCUCUGCAAGCAGCAGCCUGAGCAAGCCUGCAGUGCCCCCGGCCAAGGCUGCAGAGGGGGAGGCAGCCCCAGCAGCAGCAGCAGCAGCAGCUCUGCCACCUCCCAUGGGCAGGGCAGAGGUUCCACCAGCCCCACCUGCCCUCCCACAGCCCUGCAGCCUCUCUCCAGCAGCAAAGAGAACCAAAGCCUUUCACUGGGAUGUCGUUCCUUGUGACAAGAUUCAAAAAUCUGUCUGGGGAUCAUGUGACCCGUGCAAGAGAAAAAUAGAUGUAUGCAGGCUCUGUGAGCAGUUCCAGAUCCAGGACACGGCAGUGCUCUUGGGCAGUGAGCCCUCAGUGAAUCAGCACAUCCUGCUGGAUCGGAAAGUUGCACAUAACUUCAACAUUUUUCUUAAAAGUUUCCGUAUAAAACCGAGUGAGCUGAAGGAAAAACUGUACAUCAUCCACGAGGAGAGUGGUGGGCUUACAGAUGAGCAGAUUACAGCACUGAGAAGAUAUUUGCCCACACCAAAAGAUGCAGAAAGGUACCUGUCCUUCAAGGGGUCAUGCUCAGAGCUGCACAUGGUUGACCAGUUUAUGUUAGAGAUGUGUAAAAUCCCUCAGCUGGGCCAGAGGUUGGAUCUCCUGCUCAGUGUCCGUGAGCUCCCCGAGAGCAUCAGAGAUCUGGAGCCUAUUUGUGCAUUUCAGCUGAUAAUCCAGAAAAUCCAAGCAAGCAAGCAGCUGCAAUCCAGCCAAAAGUUUGUUGCUAUCUUGGAGUACAUUUUAGCCAUGGGGAACCAUCUGAAUGAAAAAGCUGGAAAAGAGCUGGCUAAAGGAUUCCGAUUGUCAUCUCUGGCCAAACUGCCUCUGCUGAGGGGGAAGGAGAGGACAUUCACCUUGCUCCACGCCCUUGUGGAACAGAUCCUCUUACACGAGCCCGAGCUGGCCACGUUUCCUCAGGAGCUGACAGAAUUUGAAGCUGUUCCUGAUGCAUCCAUGAAGGGCCUCAGUGCUGAAGUUGAUGUUUUAAAAAAAGAAUUGGAGAACAUUAUCCAGGGCAGGAGGCUCAUUAAACCCAAAGCAAGCAAGGCAACACCCCAGGAGUCCCAGUUCUGCAAGGAACUCAAGGAUUUAAUUCAGAAAUAUGAAGGGGAUCUCUCCCAGCUGUCAAAAAGAUGUGAUGAAAUGAGGAAGCUUUAUAGCAACAUACUGGUGAAGUUUGGGGAGGCACCAGACCUGGACUCACAGGAGCUCUUUGGAUGGAUAUCUUCGUUCAUCAGGGAGUUCAGGAAGGCCUGUGCUGAAGUCACACCAUAAGAGCACAAAUUUUAUGGAGAGCUGAGGGAAAGAGGAGUCCAGGAAACAACCUUUGGUUGUUUUUUUCUUUACUAAUCAGUAGCACAUUGCCAGCAUCUCACCUGUGCAGCAGAACACCUCGAUUUUGAGAGACAGUCGGUUUAUAAUGUGGAAUUUUUAAAUGAUGUUUAACCUGUAAUAUCACAGAUCACUUAUGACCCUCUCAAUUUUGUGCUUUUUUUACCUUGACAUCUCUAUAUAUUGAGAAAAGAAAAACACUUUUGACCUUUUAUAAUUUCUCUUUUCAAUCUUGUCCUUUGAAUACCCUGGCAUCUGAGGCAGUUUUAAUAUUUUCAAGGAAUAACGAUCUGUGUGGUGAUCUAAUUUCUAAAUAAUUUACAUGUUUUAUGAUGAAAUGGGGAGCUGUUACCCGCAGAGGAGAAUAUUUAAACAAAUUCUUGUUUAUUUUGCUAUUAAAACAUUGCACCCUUAGUAUGUAAUGAA